Sporothrix schenckii 1099-18 is the source of this 363-nucleotide messenger RNA. RefSeq lists its product as uncharacterized. The record is from RefSeq and is a predicted model, not a curated record. Bases 1 to 363 code for a protein of 120 amino acids. Lineage: Eukaryota; Fungi; Ascomycota; Sordariomycetes; Ophiostomatales; Ophiostomataceae. The transcript is spliced from 2 exons.
AUGCGCACGCUGGAGGACCUGGAGCUGUACGAUGUCGUGCACGACGACGUCAACUACACCAACAUGGCGUGGAACGAGGAGCUGCAGCGGGUCAUGGCCUUUGACCUGGACUACGCCUACGUCGAGCCUGUGCGGAGGCCUGGCGAAACACAAACGCCGGAGCGGAAGCAGACGGCUGCGCCUGGGAGCAGCCCCCUUCUGGACAUCGACAGACCUGGCCAGGUCCCCGCCGGCCAAACGGGUAAAGAGCAGCACUAUCGGGGCGAAAGAAAAUGCGCCGCUGGAAGAAUAAACAGCACUGCCAUCUGGGCAGCGAGGCAGAGAUUGCUUUUACUUUUAUACCCCCUGUACUUGAUGUAUUGA